Molecule: messenger RNA, 1353 nt
Organism: Arabidopsis thaliana (thale cress)
Lineage: Eukaryota; Viridiplantae; Streptophyta; Magnoliopsida; Brassicales; Brassicaceae
Gene: RIC7
Product: ROP-interactive CRIB motif-containing protein 7
Exons: 1
Coding region: 1-1353 (450 amino acids)
Cellular component (GO): membrane
Source: RefSeq, marked reviewed
AUGGCGUCUUUUACUAACCUCUCUCUUCUCCUCCUCUUUCUCUUCACCGCUACACUCAUCACCAGCCAACAAAGCGACGACGACGAAAAUGCGUCACCACAACUCGCUCUAGACCCGUCGGAGCAAGAAGCGGUCUACCGAGUUCUCGACUCAGUCAACUCAGCCAUCUCAUGGCGAACCAUCUUCCCCGACGACAUCUGCGCUUCACCACCUGACGGCGUCGUUUGCGAUAACCUCUACGCUUCUCAAAACGGCGUCGCAACGUCUGUUCACGUCACGGAGUUCCAUUUAGGCUACCUCUCGGAUUACACUCAAAACCCUCCUUGCUCUUCUAAUGCCACGCUUGAUCCUCUCCUCUUUACUGCUUUCAAACACCUUCGUAAGCUUUUCUUCUACAAAUGCUUCACCGACGCUCGUGCCUCGUUGCCGUUAACAGUCCCGGAGGAUUUCGGCUCUGUUCUCGAAGAGUUGGUGUUCAUCGAAAACCCAUCUCUCGUCGGCGAGAUCGGAGCCAUGAUCGGUAAUUUCACAAAGCUGAGAAGAUUAGUUCUUACCGGUAACGGGUUUCACGGGUCAAUUCCGGGUCAAAUCGGCGAUUUGGUGAGUCUAGAGGAGAUUACACUCUCCAGAAACAGCUUGACCGGUGGGUUUCCGGCGAACGCAACGUCUCGUCUGAAGAAUCUAAAAGUUCUAGACUUUAGCCAUAACUUUAUCAACGGAAACGCCCCUGAUUCCAUCGGAGACUUGACAGAGCUUCUCAAGCUAGACCUCAGCUUCAAUGAGUUCACCGGAGAGGUCCCUUCCGGCGUCGGAAAUUUGAAAAAGCUCGUAUUUUUAGACUUGAGUUACAACCGUUUCGGGAAUUUCGGCGUUCCUCUGUUUCUAGCGGAGAUGUCCAGUUUGAGAGAGGUUCAUCUGAGUGGGAACAAGCUCGGUGGUCGUAUACCGGCGAUUUGGAAGAAUCUCGAGGGUAUUUCGGGGAUUGGAUUCUCAAGGAUGGGUCUUGAAGGAAACAUCCCAGCUUCAAUGGGUUCGAGUCUUAAAAAUCUCUGCUUUCUAGCUCUUGACAACAACAAUCUCGACGGACAAAUCCCGGAGGAGUUUGGGUUUCUGGACUCUGCUCGUGAAAUCAAUCUAGAGAACAAUAACCUCACCGGAAAAGCUCCAUUCUCCGACAGUUUCAGAGAUAGAAUCGGGAAAAAGCUCAAACUGAGCGGGAAUGUAAAUCUCCAAGUCAAGAAUUCCGAUCCUCAUCUCGCCGGAAGAGCUCUAUAUUCAUCGGCGAGAAAGGUUUUACCUUUGAUUUACUUCCCGGCGACUUUAUUGGCUCUUUACAUUUCAAUAACACAGUGA